Messenger RNA from Oryzias melastigma (Indian medaka), 1534 nucleotides. RefSeq names its product L-seryl-tRNA(Sec) kinase (gene pstk). The coding region runs from base 287 to 1354 and encodes 355 amino acids. The transcript has 6 exons. NCBI's taxonomy places the organism in Eukaryota, Metazoa, Chordata, Actinopteri, Beloniformes, Adrianichthyidae. Gene Ontology annotation, molecular function: kinase activity; tRNA binding. The record is from RefSeq and is a predicted model, not a curated record.
AACGUUUUUAGUUUUUAAAAUAUUAAAAUGUAUCUACUGAAUAUUUUUAAGUGAAACCUUAAAUUCUUUAACUUCAGGUAAGUGUUGAAAAUGCAAGGGUUCCUGCUGUCUAUGGGUUCCAGCAAAUAUGAUAAAAACUGCCUAUCGUCUCCCUUUAUUUUGAAAGGAUGAUUUCCGGAAAUCGUUUGACUUCCGGAUGACGUAGACAAUGCGGAAGUUAUGUCAGUAAACAAAUGAGAUGUAAAAGGACCCUAGGAAGAAAAUCUGUAUUUCAAUAGUUUUUUUAAUGCGGGACAUGGCAGCAGCAGUAGCCGGGAGAGCUGACGGGGCUGCGGGUUGUCUUUGCGUCCUUUGCGGGUUACCUGCUGCUGGGAAGAGCACCCUGGCCAGCAGGAUUGUCUGUGCCGCUGCAGAACAAGGGUGGAGAGGAAUCGUGGUUCCGUAUGAUAACCUGAUCCCCGAGCAUGCAUUUAGGAUCAAAGGAGGAGAGGAUUCACAAGAUAUGCACACUGAAUGGAAGUCUCACAGACGAGCUGUGCUGCAGUGCAUCCAGCAGUUUUUGGAAGACCCUGAUGUGAGGAUGGAACAACAGAGCUGCUCUCUGAUCAACAACACAGCGUGGGAAAAAUGCAUUCAAUCUCUGACGUCUGAAAGCUUUCCAUCCGAUGAGGCGCCAUUUCUCUUUCUGUUAGACGACAACUUCUACUAUCCAAGCAUGAGAUAUGAAGUGUUUCAGCUCGCAAGAAAGUAUUCUCUUGGUUUCUGCCAAAUAUAUCUGCAGUGUGAUCUAGAAUCCUGCAUGCGGAGAAACCACAGCCGGUCUCAGCCCAUUCCUGCUGAUGUGAUGAUGGAGAUGGCAAAACGUUUGGAGCCUCCAAAUCCAGAGAAGAACUCAUGGGAGACGCAAAGUCUGUCAAUCAACACUUCAAGCAAUUUAUCAAAAUGUGACAUCCAGAGAGUAAUGGACUUGAUCUCCUCAGCUUUAAAUAACCCGUUAAGUGCAGCUGAAGAUAACACUGAGCAAAAGUUGUACGCGUUGCAGGAAGCUGAUCGUCAAAAAUGUGCAAAUAGCGUGGUCCACCAGGCUGACCAGGCCUGUCGGCGCCUCAUUUCUGAAGCCAUGAAGACUGCCAAAGAUUAUCAGAUUACCUCUGAAGACAUGAGAUCAUUGGCCACGCAUCUGAAUGAAUCAAAAGCAGGACUUCUCCACCAUCUGCGCCAACAGUUGCUUCAGGAAGCCAUUUUUAUUCAAGGAGAGGAUCUCAAUGUAGACCUUAUAAAGAACAGAGCCGUCAGUAUUUUUAAUGAAAAUAAGAAAGAAAUCCUUGCAAAAUUCAUUAAAAAUCAGAUUUAAAAUGUCCUUCAAGAAUCGCAUCACAUGGGAUUUGUGAUGCUUCUGACACAUUUAAAUUCACAAUGCUUUUCCCUUAGAGAAUAAUAAUGCAAAACAAGACGGCUUCUUGCACCAGCAGUGUUUACCAUAGAAAAACACUAAAACUGGUUUAAUCUGAUUUAAAUAAACCACUGAAUGAAC